This is a messenger RNA of [Candida] anglica, 645 nucleotides long. The record is from the annotation of a GenBank genome assembly. Lineage: Eukaryota; Fungi; Ascomycota; Pichiomycetes; Serinales; Debaryomycetaceae.
AUGAGUUCUUUUAGAGGCUAUACUGUAGCCAAGAGGGCAGUUCUUGUGGCAAAUAAAUCUGUAACAGUAUCUAUGGAAUCCCUUCAAGGUUUAACGUAUAAACAACAACUACUUUCCUUAUAUAAGCGAUUUUAUCGUCUUCGAGUAUAUCAAACAGAUGCACACGAUUUAAAGAAUUAUAGUCAAUUGCUUCGUCGAAAAUUCACCACAGAGAAGUUUUCGUUAAAGCGACAAAUCUUCCUACCAACCGAUGAGUCAAUAAGUCCCGAACAAUUGGUUCGUAGAGCAGUUAAUACUCUUGAAUUUGUACAAAACUCAGUUGUAUUCAAUGACACUCCAGAAAACCAGAAUUUCAUUAAAGGAACGAGCAGCAAACCCUAUGAACCUCGGGUGGAAUCGAAAGUUCUUUCCACCAUACUUUCAAUGGAAGGAAGAACAGAUACAACCAUCAAAUGCGAUCCAAAUUAUAGAUGGAUGUCAGAAUUGGAGGAUAAGAUUCUUUCUAAAAUAAGCUCCACUGAAGAGAACGAAUUGGAGUACAAGAAAACAUUCCGCAAACAUGAACUGACCAUGUCCUAUUUAGGAUAUCGUGAUUACAAUCAAAAUUUAAUAAGAUUCAACGAAUGUUUUCAAUUGUGUUUAUGA